CUCUCAGCGCGCGGCGACGACUCGUCUGUCUAGUGUAACAUUUUAUCAAUGUGACAGUGCAAAGUGAAACCGGUUUAUUGGACCUCGAUGUGAGUUAUGGAACAAGAAGAGAGCAAAAUCUCGGUGUGGGUAUGCCGGGAGGAGAAGCUGGUGUCCGGAGUGUCCAGACGCACCACCUGCGCGGAUGUAGUGAAAGUGCUGAUGGAGGACCAGAACUUCCAGAAAGGCGCGAUGCUCACCGGUCCUCCACAGUCGUACUGUAUCGUGGAGAAAUGGAGGGGUUUUGAGCGGAUUCUGCCGAAUAAAACCAAAAUCCUGCGGCUGUGGAGCGCCUGGGGCGACGAGCAGGAGAACGUGCGCUUCGUCCUGGUCAGGAGCGACGCGUCGCUGCCCAACAGCGGACCGAGGAGCGCCGAGGCGCGGGUCGUGCUCAGCAAAGAGAGCCCUUGCACUACCAGAGCCACCAUGCAGAUUACACAGGAAAAACAGCGGAGGAUUGUGCGGAAGGCUUUUAGAAAGUUGGACAAAAUUAAUCGGAAGAGAGAGGAGACUUCAAAAGACAAACCAUCAGCGGAGAAAAUGGAAACGCUCGUCCACCUCAUUAUUUCGCAGGAUCAUACUAUCCGACAGCAGAUACAGCGAAUAAAAGAGCUGGAUGGUGAAAUCGAGAGGUAUGAAUCGAAAGUUCACUUUGACAGAAUGAAAAUACACGGCGUAAACUACGUGCAAGACACUUAUUUGCUCGACCAAGGCUUGGAUAGCGAUUCCAGCGCGCAUCCGGACGCGUCCUUUGCGCAGUUUGAGGAAUACGCGGCACGCUGCGAUCAAGUCAUUCAACUUCAGGAGGAACUGGCCGAGAGGGAGGCUCUGAUGGAGAUACUUACAGGUGAAAUACAAGAAGAACUCAACCACAGGUGGAUGAGACGGCGACAGGAGGAGCUCUCCAACAAAGACGCGGAGAGCACUGGAGAAGAAACGGCUCUCAAGGUGACUUCGGUCCCAGUUGUGCCGGACCUAACAGACAACGAACUCCAAUUAGAGGAGGAGAGGAUCAAAACACAACUGGAUACGAGUUUAUACAUCGGGCUGCGCUUGAACACCGAUCUGGAGACGGCGAAGAGCGACUUGGAUUUGAGUCAGGAGCUUUUGGACGCGAAAGAAAAGGAGUUGAGGGAAUUACUCGAAAAGGUUCACAGAUUAGACGAGUUGGAAGAGAAACAGGCGGAAGACAGCAAAGAUGAGGGAGAAACCGAACAACUGCCUUCCGUAGACAAUGUUUGGGUAGAGCAGGCGAGGGGACUGUCCAAAACCUGCACCAAUGAUGAUGACUCGGACACCGGAUUGAGUUCAAUGCACAGCCAGGACUCGGAUAACGCGCCUGUUUGCGAGUCACUUGUGUGACAAGACGAUUUAGAAUCAUUCAAUACGGCGCCAACUCAGGGAACAUUUCGCCUCUUGUUGAUUUCACGAAUGUUCUCUUUAUAAGAGAGGAACGCAUGUAAAUUAUACCAGUCUAGUGUUAUGAUCGCCUCACUCUCUAAUUGCCUCACUUAUACACAUGGAGAAUAGCUUGUAAGGUGCAGCUUAGCAAAUUAGAACUAAUUAACCAAUGCAUAGACUGAGAUGUCCACUGUGAGCUGACUAAUGUUGCAAUACCAGCAGUAUGUAUUUGUUUUCCGUUGCCUUACGUGUAAAAGCUAGCAUUCGAGUUUUGUGGGUUUUUAUUUCCCAAAUGUUAUAUAAUGUAUUCAAAUUUGACAUUGUUUCUCUUCUGGGGGGAAAAAACAACAACUAAUGACUCAUCGUGCAUUACACUGAUUUUUAUCUAAUCAGAUGUUCUCUAGAAAUAAGCUAAUAAAACAUCAUAGGAAUUUGUAGUUGAUGCAUUUGAAGUCUAUUGGCUUUUUAAAAAUAAAAUCAUUAGACUUUCAAUAUGCCCCACCCACACUUCCUUUUCAACAGGAAGAACGCUGACCAGUGCAGCUGUAGCUAUGGUACAAACAUGAACCAUGAUUUGCUAGUCAGUUGCAGGUGGUGUUAUGGGGCGGGGCAUUCUGACUCUAUAGAGCAUCUAAUUGGACAAAAAUCUGUGUAGUGCGGGAUGAGUCAUCAGUAUUUUUGGUCAGUUUUACCAGAAGAAAAUUAUUCAAAAAAAAUUUUUUCUCUCAACGUUUAGCAUAUAGAAUUCCUAGAAUUAAUGUACAUGGACUAAAAACCACAAAACUCUAAUUUGGUUUAAUGGGGUCUUGAGAAUUGUUUAUUGUACAACAUUUAGGCAGAUCAAAUAUCUGCAUUGAGCAACUAUGUGCUAAUCCCUUCCAUGUUCACCAGCUGACUAAUUAGAACAAUUCGCUAAUAGCUUUUACUCAAGGAAUCAAUUUGCAUAACCAGAAAACAUCCUGUGCUGUGGGAACUGAUGUUGUGGGAAUCAAAAGGUGCAUGCGCCGUGCUGCUGUUUAUUCAUACUUCUGAGGAGCUGAUGCGUGAAGCCCUGUUUGCUCACAGUAAAAAGAAAGACUGAAGCAAUUUCAACGAGACAGCUCCAAUUAAACGAAAUGUACAGUCUUCUAGACAUACUGGAAUUUGCUGUCAUUUCUGCUUUUUUUUCUUAGUCACGAGGGACCUUUUAGGAUCAUGUGUCAUUGACUAAUCUUAUACAGUACAUAUGAUUCCUCUAUUGCAACUAAUAGCAAAAUUAUCAAGUGGAAUGUUUUUGAAUGCUGUUGUAGCAUUUCUUCUAAAUUUGUGGAUAAUUUAUUCAUUAUAUCUUUAUAUGAAUUAGAAUUAACUUCAGAAUCAAACUUUAAAAUGAAGUGUAGUACAAAUGCAUUAUAAAGCAUAUACUCACUUAAAACAUGCUAGAAACUGUACAUUUUGCUCCAGUAUGACCUCAGCAUCAUAACCAACACAGAGUUUCUUAAGUUUGGGCAGGGCAUCCAUCCAGCGCAAUGCAGCAGAGUCACCGAGUUCAGGGAUUCUGUGCUGUAUGAAGAGGAUUUAAGAGUUAAGCCUUAAAAGUGAUGUUUUAAAACAGAGGAAGAAAAGGGAAAGAACCGCCCUCCCACUUCAUUCUCAAUUUAGAGAUGAGAGAUGAAUUAUGACAUUUGGAAAAGCCCUAAUAUGUCAGCUCCCAGAUAAAAGAGGCAAUUGUAUAUAAGAAAAGAGUGUUUUAUGUUCGACCGCCACAAACUUUAAAUCAUAUAAACAUCAAAUUAAAGUUGAAUAGAAGUCCUCUGUUUGCUCUAUGAUUUAUGCUCUUAAAUUUAGCAGUUUAUUUGUUAAAAAAUAAUUAGCUAUUUAAAACGAGGCAAAUCCAUCAGAAGUCAUAUAAAAGGGGAAAAUUCUGGGUCUGGCAGCAGUGAGUUCUGUGAUUAAAGUCGAAGAGGAGGAGGAGGAGGGGGACAUGAUAAAGCGCCAUUAAUCUGGAUUGGAUUGAACCACUUCAAAUAAACAAAAGCGCUGACGGGUUUGGAAGAGAUUCAAGAACAGCUGGACGAGCAGGGAAGCACAGCAUGCCAAUGUGGGACAAACAGCGUUGAAUGUUGAAUCAGGCGACACGCUGAGAAUGACAUUCAACAAAACCUUCAGGAUUGUUCUUGGAAUCGCAAGAACUGCUGUAUUGUACAAAUGUAGAUCUGAUGUUUGCCAUUAUUUAUUGUCCUGUUUAUCUGUGUAAAAUAAAAGCAGGG
Molecule: messenger RNA, 3689 nt
Organism: Sinocyclocheilus grahami
Lineage: Eukaryota; Metazoa; Chordata; Actinopteri; Cypriniformes; Cyprinidae
Product: ras association domain-containing protein 10-like
Exons: 1
Coding region: 97-1401 (434 amino acids)
Biological process (GO): signal transduction
Source: RefSeq, a predicted model, not a curated record